CCGAUGUCAUCAACAUGGAAGGCUGUCCUCGGUCUUCUAUGUUAAGUAUUGACUUAAAAGAUUCAAUACCUGCCGAAUUUACCGAUUCAWUAAAGAAAUACAUAACUGAUCAUUACCAAGAGGAUCCUGAAAAUUAUAAACAUGAGUGUCAACAAAUCGAGCAGCUUAGAUCGGCUUGCCUUCAUCCUGGACAUGACCAUUCUGGAUGUAGUACACUUCGAAGGUAUUUUUCACAGCUGCAGUAUCUACAAUCAAGAUUCCCAAUGGUUGAUGGUGGAGCAGUUUCAGUACAAUUUACUUGGACAGACCUUUAUUCAGAAGAAUCUAUAGCAUUAGCUGAUGUACGAUUUGAGCAGGCGGCAAUACUUCAUAACUUAGGAGCUUUACAUUCUCAGCUUGGUGCACAAGAAGAUAGGACUGGUGAAGAGGGAAUGAAAGUUGCUUGUACCCAUUUUCAAGCAGCUGCUGGCAUCUUUCAAUAUCUGAAGAACACUGUGAUGGUACCCUUGGCAUCAAUGAAGCUUCCCUGGGURUCAGAGGAUCAUUUUGCUGUUCCAUUUUUUGACCUGGCCAGCUGUGUUCUGCAACUCUACAUCAAUAUAUUACUGGGUCAAGCACAAGAAUGCCUACUUGAAAAGUCAAUUCUUGAUGGCCGUAAAGAUUCUCUUAUCGCAAGAAUAAGCAUGCAAGUUUAUGACUAUUAUCAACAAGCACUGGGGAUUCUGGAGUCUUUAGGGUCUUCUUACCUGGGAUCCAAAAAAUCAAAAAUGUGGACCAAAGCAGUGAAAAUCAAAGCUUGUCACUUCACUUGUGUAUCAUAUAUUCACAUGUCAAAUCAUGCACAUGAAAAUCAAAAGUUUGGAGAAAAGGUUGCUUAUUUAAAAGCUGCACAUCAAAAACUCACAGAAGCACAAAAGCAGUCGAAGGGACAACCAGAAAGAACUUUAGAACUGCUACAAUUCAUGGCUGAUGUGGUGAACAACAAGCUUGAAGGUGCUGUAAAGGACAAUGAUUUUAUCUUCCAUGAAGUUGUACCAGACUUGGCAGCGCUCCCAGUUAUUAAAGGUGCCUCUCUUGUAAAACCCAUUCCAUUCCAACCUUGUGACCCUAGUGUAGCAGGUCCUGAUAUUUUCCAAAGACUGAUCCCAAUGGAAGCUCAUACUGAUGCCUCCAUCUACAGUGAGGAAAAAGCAAAGCUUCUCAGAAGAUACAAUGCUUCAAUUGAUGUUAAGAACAAACAGCUGGCUCAAUCACUGGCCAGCCUUCAUAUAGAUGACUUACUUCAGCCWGUGGAGACAGACACAUUACCAACACUUUUGAAAGAAAAACAUGACACUUUGAGUAAAGAUGUGGUUUUGCUAUCACAGACAGAGGAAAACAUUGAAGAGUCAUCAAAGCUAAGUGAUGAUGUAGAAAACACUUUGAAAAGUAUUUCGUCCAUGUUAGAUGAAGAUGAGAAGAAAGAAAAAUUAGCUCAAGGGGGAAAACAAGAAACAACACAAGAGAGAGAAGACAUUAGGAAAGAAUAUGASAAGUGCCAAGAAGCKYUUUCUAAAGCAAAUCACACCAAUAAUGAACUGGCYCGUGUUUAUAAAGCUCACAGACAAAACCUAGAGCUUAUUGCUGGAUCUGAAGAACARCUUUUAGCAGCCCUUCCUUCACUUAACAUAAUCGACUCACCUGUUGAUGAUGGUGCAGUACAAAGACUUAGAGACUUGAUAGCUAAAGUUGAAGAAAUGAAAGUUCAAAGGAAAUCACUUGAGGAAGAUCUAAGAAACAAGCUGAACGAAGAUGAUAUCACUGGUCUGUUGGUCACAAGGGAUGGCAAUAAAAUGGCAUUCUUUGAUCAACAAUUAAAGAAACAUGACACAGCUUGUUCUCUUAUCCAAGCUAACUUAGAUGCUCAAGAUAAAAUCCUAAGUGCUCUCACRGAAGCUAAUGCUAAGUAUGCCAAGACACGRCAAGCAGUGAAAGAAAGUACACAGAGGAGAGAGGAGGUUGUUCAAGCACUCAUUCUGUCUUACAAUACAUUUUGUGAACUCCAAGGAAAACUAAGUCGUGGUGUAGAUUUUUAUAAACGACUAUCAUCAACUGUCAGAAAGCUUGAAGAAAAAUGCAAGAAUUUYUUUGAUAAUCACAGCAAAGAGUUGGACAAGUUGAUUGAGAAGAAAAAGGUUGCCACAGAGCCUCCUAAGCCACCSAGCAGACCAUCAGCUGCCAAGCCUGAUCAUCUUGUAAGACCUCAGCAACCUCAUCCACCACCAUCAAGUAUUGCAAUCCUUCCUGGACAACCACCAAAUUUGAUAGGACCAUCAUCCAUUGCAAACAUGCCUCCAGGUGYACAUCCCCAGCAUUAUGUCCCAAGGCAGCCUAUCCCACCGUCACUUCCAAGACAUCCAACACCACCUUCCUCGCUUCCUUAUUCUGUGCCUCAAACUCACAUUCCUGCUGAUCAAGCCAUUCAUACACYRCCACGUAUGUCYUAUCCAUUUCCUGACAGCCAAAGACAGAUGCAAGUGUCAGAGCCAGGACAAUUUCCAAGACAUAGUGUCCCUGGUCAGGUUUCGCCUGCACAAGGGUUACCACGUUUACCGUUUCAAAAUCAAGUUUUACCAAAUCAACAACCUACUGGCAUAAAUACCUCUCUAUCUCAAGUACGGCYAGAGCGUCCAAGCCAUGUUGCAUCUUUCCAACAGCCAGAUAUUUUGGGUGGGCAGCAACAGUUUCCUGGACAGUCAAUGACRCGUCCCCAGGUCCCUCAAUCAGUUCGACCUCCACAGCCUGAUCUGAUCUCGCAAGUACGGCCUCAAUUUCCAGGMCAGUUUGUACCUGGUCAGAGGAUGCCUUUCCAUCGACCUGAAUCACCUCAGUCUCCAAUGGGACAGCUACCAACACCACCAAGACCUCAGGCACAAUCAACGUCACCAGUUCCUUUACAACCUCGGCUGUCGAGUYCAAUGUCCCACCCUCGACACCCACCAGCCACUCACCCCCAGMAUUUCCAACCUSKKUCGUUGACACCCUCUUCAGUGCACCAACAAAUAAAUCCUGUUCAGCCAGGUCAGUUGCAUCUUAGACCUGAACAACCCAGUCAGCCAGGACUGUCACCUCAAUUCCAACCCAGACAACCAUUUAACCAGCAAUUUCGACCUGGUCAGCCACUUCAGCCCGRUCAAAUUCACCGACAUCCCUUUCAUCAAGGACUACAAACACAGGUUCGACCCAGUAGUCCAUCACAACAGCAAUUUCGACCUGAACUACUUUCACAACAGCAGUUUCGCCCUCAACAAGCUUCACAACAAUUUCCGCCUCAUCAGUCUCAACAGCAAUUUCGGCCACWAUCACCCCAGCAAUCACUCAGACCUCAGAUUCUUCAAACCCAAUAUAGACCUGAACAGUUAUCCCAGCAACCUCAGCAGUUUCGACCACAAUUAAUUCGGCCUGAUCCAGUUAGACCAGAGUUAUCAUCCCAACAACCAUUUCGACCUGAUCAAACAUCCCAACAGUCUACGCGACCUGACCAAUCUUCCCAACGCCCAUUUCCAUUAGAUAAACAACAACCAUCAUCACAGCAAGGGCCAUCACAUUCACUAACUCAGGAUCAGCAGCAAUUACCAUCCACAUUUCGCCCUGAAUCGUCCUUCCAAAAUUUACCACAGAAUCCCCUGUUCCAACAAGGAUCUGAACAACGGACAUUUCAGGUUGAUCAACAGCCCGAUGCUAAUCUAAAUAAUCAAGCAAGUAGACCUCUUGUGGAACCUACACACCGUAUAGACGCAGAACCACAACACCAAACGUUUUCAAACCCAAAUGUAUCACAGUCAUUCUCACGGCAAAMCUCCAGUGCUAUUGCUCAUUCGUAUCCUGAGACUGGCGCCUUUAUUGCCAAUCCAUCCUCUCUUCCUUCUAGUUAUGGUAGCUGGCAAGCUCCAUCUCUUAUUAACCAAGGAUCGCGACCUUUUCCAAGUAGUGUAACGUCUUCAGAUUAUUUAACCAGUUUUUCUAUCAAAGAACUACAAAACAAACCGCCGGUUCAUGUCACAAGUACCUUCUACGAACCUGGACAAGUACCAACAUCUCGUCSAAMCGAACCYGUUUCAUGUCCUACUGAUGAAGAAGAUACCAAGCCAUCAUUACUUCGUCAAUGUGGCCAUUACUAUGCAAGUCAAAUAUCAAGCAUAGACCAGACUACUAAUAACUCAUGUCUUAAUAGCGAUGAAGAGCUUCAAGCGUUGGUCUCAGCUGUGAAGGGAUUCGAUUUGGUCGUAAAAAGCCUAUCUGCCGACAGGCAUGGGUCUGGCUUAGACGGAUUUUCAAUCGAAUGGCGGGAACUUGAACGACUACAAGAGUACGAUAGCGCGUCGAAAACAGCAAAUGCUGGUACCAUGAAUCAGCCCAAAAACAGAUAUAAGGACAUCCUGCCAUGGGAUCACACAAGAGUGAAGUUGACAUUUAAAGACGARAGUGAUUAUAUCAAUGCUAACUUUGUGAAGAAUAUAACGCCUCUGUCACCAUCAUUUAUCGCGACUCAAGGACCAAUUGCUACAACCCUCACUCACUUUUGGCUAAUGAUUUGGGAGCAACAGUCAAAUAUUGUCAUUAUGCUUACCAGAGAGGUGGAAGGCAACAAGCUGAUGUGUCACCAGUACUGGCCAAUAGAUGAAGGGCACACCGUUCUGUUUGGACCAAUAAGAGUGUUGCUUAAGACAGUCAUUACCAGUCCUUUAUCAGUUAAAAGGGUCAUGCAUGUACAGCACACCGAUAGCGACGAUACGUUAAUUGUUACUCAUCUUCAGUUUUGUGGCUGGCCUGACAAAGGUGUCCCAGAGACUUCUGUUGACCUGUUGUCAUUUGUGAAUGUWGCGCGUUCAUGUUAUCAGCAAUCGCUGAAGGAAUCAGAAGAAAAACCARUAAUCGUUCACUGCAGUGCUGGGAUUGGACGAACUGGAACAUUCAUCGUUCUCUACUCAGCGAUACAGGAAUUCAAUGCUAAUCGUGAAUUUGUCAAUAUUCCUCGUCUUGUACGCAAUMUUCGAUUACAUCGCAAGUACAUGGUACAGAAGCAGGAGCAAUAUGAAUUUUGCUACAAAACCCUGUUGUUUUACGCAAGGCAGUUCCUAGAUCUUGAAUUAGCAUCGCUGACUCCUCAGAGAAGGGCCAGUCUAAACCUUGGACAACUUGAGCCUCAUCCUGUGGGAAAGAACGCUCCCACAGCCGAGGACARCAGACCGCGUAAGGGAUCCAACGACGCGCGGUUCAUAGGAGAACUAAAGGCAGACGAUUCACUGGAAACUAAUGAUGAAGAAGAUAAUAAAACAGAACAAUCAAUAUCGGAAAAGUACUGCAAAGGUACGCUGGAGACGGACGCUGAAGGAACAAGAAAAAAGAAGAAAAGUACGGACCRUAGUGAAAGUACUGAGRGCAYAGSGCRACAGUCUACUAMUGACACUGGUAAAGUUUCUAUUGGAAAAGACGAAGAAGUGAGAUUUAUUAAAGACGAGGAAAAUGACUUGGAAACUGAAGAAUUGGAAACUCAAAUUGAUGAACAGAAAAGUGAGGAAGAGCAAUCCUCCUYAGAAAGUACUGCUUUAGAAGAUAAUAAUUCUGAUGCGAAGGCGAACACAAGUGCUGUCCAARCUGUCGACCGAGAUGAAAUGACWUUUGRUACAGAUACUGGAACUAAAAAUAACGAUUCUGCUACUAUUGAGGAACAGGACAGUUGUAAAGAUGAUGUUCAUAGCGAACUCAAAACAGAAAGCGAAACAGAAGAGUCUCUUCAGACUAAAAAUGAGGAAACUUAAAAAUGACCCAAAAUAAAAAAAAUUGUAUUUGAUAUGCAUGAAAUUGCUGAAAUUUAUAUUAGAAACAUUGUAUAAUAGUUGAGCUUGUUCGGGGCAGGAAUUUGCACAUUUUACGAAUUGAAUGACGUUCAAUAAACUUAUUUGCACGAUUA
Messenger RNA from Exaiptasia diaphana, 5953 nucleotides. Its product is annotated as tyrosine-protein phosphatase non-receptor type 23. Bases 15 to 5801 code for a protein of 1928 amino acids. The transcript has 42 exons. Lineage: Eukaryota; Metazoa; Cnidaria; Anthozoa; Actiniaria; Aiptasiidae. Gene Ontology annotation, molecular function: protein binding; protein tyrosine phosphatase activity. The record is from RefSeq and is a predicted model, not a curated record. Gene Ontology annotation, cellular component: endosome. Gene Ontology annotation, biological process: early endosome to late endosome transport; protein transport to vacuole involved in ubiquitin-dependent protein catabolic process via the multivesicular body sorting pathway; endocytic recycling.